AUGGCUAGUGAUACGAAAUAUGUGACUCUUGUGUCCGGCGAUGGUUAUGAGUUCAAGAUUCUCCGCUCCGCAGCGUGUCUUUCCAAGACAAUCAAGAACUCGCUCGAUCCAACCUACGGCUUCAGGGAGAACGAGGAGAACCGUGUAGUGCUCAAAGACAUCAAUGGUGUUAUACUGGAGAAGAUCUGCGAGUAUCUUUACUACAACGAGAAGUACGCAGACUCAAAGGACGUUCCUGACCCAGACCUUCCACCGGAAUUGUGUCUUGAAUUGUUGAUCGCUGCUGAUUAUCUGGAUGGUGAGUUGGCUUCUUUUGGUUGAUUGGCUGUUGGGAAGAGACUUACGGUCGGGCAGUGUGAAAACACCCAAAGCAUAAGCAAAGCAUUCGGUUGCAAAACGACUGAAAAUGUAAUGUCAUUCUAUACAGCAUGGCACGUAUGAAUUAGUACGGCCGCACGGCAGGAGCUAUGGCGUUAGAUAUUUAUGGACACUCUUCAUUGACGGUCUUCGGUCUUGGAGAGAAGGGUCGUCUUCUUGAGCCACCUACUAUGUGAGCUCAGCGUAAGAAUCGGCGAUCUGCCUUCCUGAGAUGGACAAAUAUCUGGCGGUCUUGUUAGGUCUUACUACCUCGCAAUAUAGAUCCUGUGUGAGCUCGAAGCCACUGUUGGCUCAUACACGGUGGAGUCAUAGCCACAAUCGUAGUUACAGUAUUAUAAUUAUUAUUAC
Messenger RNA from Aaosphaeria arxii CBS 175.79, 726 nucleotides. RefSeq names its product transcription elongation factor-like protein B polypeptide 1. Gene Ontology annotation, molecular function: protein-macromolecule adaptor activity. Lineage: Eukaryota; Fungi; Ascomycota; Dothideomycetes; Pleosporales. Gene Ontology annotation, biological process: ubiquitin-dependent protein catabolic process. The record is from RefSeq and is a predicted model, not a curated record. The transcript has 3 exons. Gene Ontology annotation, cellular component: elongin complex. The coding region runs from base 1 to 321 and encodes 106 amino acids.